Molecule: messenger RNA, 7100 nt
Organism: Xiphophorus maculatus (southern platyfish)
Lineage: Eukaryota; Metazoa; Chordata; Actinopteri; Cyprinodontiformes; Poeciliidae
Gene: myo7ba
Product: unconventional myosin-VIIb-like
Exons: 48
Coding region: 95-6793 (2232 amino acids)
Cellular component (GO): cytoskeleton; myosin complex
Molecular function (GO): ATP binding; protein binding; cytoskeletal motor activity
Source: RefSeq, a predicted model, not a curated record
CUGCUUCGUAGCCAUUCAAGGAAAAGAUCCCUCCGCUGAGAGGAAGGCCUUGGACCACAGGGACACCUGUUCUCAGACUUACUAAAUUGCUGCCAUGCUGCAUUUAAGUAAGGGGGAUUUCGUUUGGGUGGACUCCGGCCGUGGAGUCCCUGUCGGGGCCGAGGUUACAGUUACCGACACCGGGCAGCUUCAGCUCAUCGACGAUGAAGGAAAGGAGCACAAGAUUAACAAGAAGACCCAGGGCAGCAUCCGCCCCAUGCACCCCAGCUCGGUGAAAGGUGUGGACGACAUGAUAAUGCUGGGCGACCUGAACGAGGCCGGGCUGCUCAGGAACCUGCUGGUCCGCCACAAAGAGGGCAUCAUCUAUACGUACACAGGCUCCAUUCUGGUGGCAGUGAAUCCAUACCAGCUGCUGCCCAUCUACACCACAGAGCAGGUGCACAUGUACACAGACAGGCGUCUGGGCGAGCUGCCCCCCCACGUGUUUGCCAUCGCAGACACCUGCUUUUUCAACAUGAGGCGCAACAAGAAGAACCAGUGCUGCGUCAUCAGCGGAGAGUCCGGAGCAGGAAAAACCGAGAGCACCAAGCUGAUGCUGCAGUUCUUGGCUGCGGUCAGCGGCCAGCACUCGUGGAUCGAGCAGCAGAUCCUGGAGGCCAACCCCAUUCUGGAAGCCUUCGGGAACGCCAAAACGGUUCGCAAUGACAACUCCAGCCGAUUUGGGAAGUACAUCGACAUCAGCUUCUCCAAGGGCGGGUCCAUCGAGGGGGCCCGGGUGGAGCAGUACCUGCUGGAGAAGUCCAGAGUGUGUCGUCAGGCCCCCGAGGAAAGGAACUACCACAUUUUUUACUACAUGCUGAUGGGCAUGGCUCCGGACCAGAAGAAGAUUCUUUCCCUUGGAACGGCUGCAGAGUACAAAUACCUGACCAUGGGCAACUGCACCAGCUGCGAAGGACGAGACGACGUGAAGGAGUACGCUCACUUCCGCUCGGCCCUGAAGAUCCUCACGUUCACUGAGACCGACUCCUGGGAGAUCUCCAAGCUGCUGGCCGCCAUCCUCCACCUGGGCAACGUGGAGUUUGAAAGCGUCAUAAUGAACAACCUGGAGGGCUGCAGCGUCGCCAAAUCCUCCCACUUCAGCAUGGCCAGCCAGCUUUUGGAGGUGGAUCCUACAGCGCUGGAGAAGUGUCUGACUCAGCGCGCCGUCACCACCGCCAGGGACACCGUCAACAAACCUCUGAACUCUGACCAGGCUCUGGACGGCAGGGACGCCUUUGUCAAGGCUAUUUAUGGGAAACUUUUCAUCUGGGUGGUGACAAAAAUUAAUGACGCCAUUUACAAGCCGCCCGAUGAUGAGGACACGGUUCGACAGUCGAUAGGCCUGCUGGACAUCUUUGGCUUUGAGAACUUUGACAACAACAGCUUCGAGCAGCUCUGCAUCAACUUCGCCAACGAGCAGCUGCAGCAGUUCUUCGUCAAGCACGUCUUCAAGCUGGAGCAGGAGGAGUACGCCCGCGAGGGCAUCCUCUGGCAGCACAUCGACUACCUGGACAACCAGCGCACUCUGGACACGCUGGCCAACAAGCCCAUGAAUGUGUUGGCUCUUGUCGACGAGGAGAGCAACUUCCCAAAGGGCACAGACGCCUCCAUGCUCCAGAAACUGAAUCAGUUUCACACCAAAGGCGAAGUCUACAUCCCUCCCAAAAACAACUUUGGGACCCAGUUUGGGAUACAACACUUUGCAGGAGUGGUUUACUAUGACUCGAAAGGUUUUCUCGAGAAGAACCGUGACACUCUGAGUUCGGACCUGAUCCAGCUGGUGGACACGUCAACCAACAAACUCCUCAAACAGGCCUUCAAAGCCGAGCUGACAUCCAACUCCAACGUGGUCAAGAGCGUCAACCCCAAGCUGAUCAUCAACACGCCCAGAAACAGCCUGCGGCAAGCCUCCGACGGCAAGAAGCGCGUUCCGACUCUGUCCGGCCAGUUCCGUCAGUCCCUGGAUUCCCUCAUGAAGACCCUGACCGUGUGUCAGCCUUUCUUCAUCCGCUGCAUCAAACCCAACGACUUCAAGAAGCCCAUGCUGUUUGACAGAGAGCUGUGCAUACGGCAGCUGCGUUACUCCGGCAUGAUGGAGACCAUCAGGAUCCGGAAGGCCGGCUACCCGGUCCGGUACACCUUCAGCGAGUUCCUGGACCGCUACCGCGUCCUCCUGAGGACCUCCGUCUGUGACCCCAAAACCGAAAAUCAGGAGACUUGCUGUGAGAGCAUCUGUAAGAGAGUCCUUGCUAGAGAAGGCGACUGGAAGAUGGGCAAGACAAAGAUUUUCCUCAAGGACUUCCAUGACACCAUGCUGGAACUGGAGCGAAUAAAGGAGUUAAAUGUAAAAGCUCUUCUGAUCCAAAAAGUCCUGAGAGGAUACAAAUUCAGGAAAGAAUUUGUGAGGAAAAGGUUGGCUGCCCUCGUCAUUCAGAAAUAUUGGAGAGGCUACAAAGGCAGGAAGCUGUACAGAGUGGUGCAGCUGGGCUUCGCGAGGCUGCAGGCUAUCGCCCGCUCCCGUCACAUCCACCUCAACUACAAGAGGCAGCGGGUCGCUGCGCUGGUGCUGCAGACGCAGGUCAGAGGUUACCUGGCCAGGAAGGAGUGGAAGCGCAAGAGAGACGCAGUGAUCCUGCUGCAGGCCCACACCAGGGGCAUGCUGGCAAGAAGACGCAUCGGAAAGAUGAAGAGAGACAUGCACCUCUCUGCUAAAGAGAGGGAAGAAGAACGGCGGGCCAUUUUGGCCAAACAGAAGCACUUGGAAGAAGUGCUGAGGCAGAAGAGAGAGACGGAGGCCAGAGCGCAGGCUGCCAACAUGAGCGACCAGGAGAUGGUGGACGACAUCUUCGGCUUCCUGCCCAACAUGGUGGUCGGAGGGCAGGAGGGCCAGGCUCCCGUCGGAUUCGAGAACAUUGAAGGAAAACGGACCAUAAUCGAGGAGAUAGACAUCGAUGAGAUUCCCUUGGAAGACGAGCUUCCCGAGGAGGACUACGACGACCUGGAUCAGUACUCGUUCUCCAAAUUCGCCUCCAUUCACUUCCAGGGAGCAGCCACGCCCACCUACAUCCGGCAGAGGCUUCAGCAGCCGCUGCUCUACCAUGAGGACGAAGGAGAUGUCAUGGCUUCGCUGACGGUGUGGUGGAUCAUUCUGAGAUUUCUGGGAGAUCUUCCCGAGCCGAAGAGAAUGAGCAGGCUUCAGCAGGGGAGCGCCAUCCGGGAUCGGUACGUCCCGCAGGACCUGAUCUCCAGGCAGGAUAGACGUCUGAGCCACAUGGUGGGCCUGGAUCAGAGAGUGCUGAGGAAAAACAAAGAGGCAGAACCCGCUGUCAUCGCAGAGGAGCCAGACCAGAAGAGAAAGGGAUCGAUCUUCACAGACCUCCUGUCAAAAAACAGGAAGCCCUCCACGGUGCCCACCGACACGGUCCCAAACCUGAAGUCGUACACUGCGCCCGAAGGCAGCCCGCGAGCGAGAAAGGGAUCCACAUUCACCGACCUGCUGUCCAGAAACAAAAAAGUCCUCCCCGAUAAAGGAAGCGUGAACGUACGGCCCGUGUCGAACAUGAGGAAGCCCUCCAUCAUCAUGGAGGAGUCCGAUGACCUGACGGAGGUGUCCAAGCCCACCACGCUGCAGACUGUGAGUGAGGACAGUAACGUCAUGAUCGGAGAAGGGCCCACCCUGGACAGGCCCCUGACGUCUCUUGAAAAAGUCCACUACAUCGUGGGAUACGGCAUCAUCAGGCCUGACCUGAGAGAUGAGAUUUACUGUCAGAUCUGCAAACAGCUUUAUGAAAACAACAACAGGAACAGCUACUUCCGUGGGUGGAUCCUGCUGUCCCUCUGCCUGGGCGUGUUUCCUCCCAGUGAGCGCUUCUUAAAAUACCUUCAAAGUUUUAUCCGUUUUGCUCCUGGAGGGUUUCCUUCCCACUUAGCCGAGAGGCUGCGGCGCACCAUGUCAAACGGAGCCAGAGGAGAGCCUCCAGCCUGGCUAGAGCUGCAGGCAACCAAGACAAAGAAGCCCAUGUUGGUGUCUGUGGCGCUGCUGGAUGGACGAUCCAUUAACCUUCCUGUCGACUCUGCAACUACAUCCAAAGAAGUCUGCCAACUUGUGUCCAAUAAAAUCAAGCUAAACGACACGUUUGGCUUCUCUCUCUACGUAGCCAUGUAUGAAAAGGUGUGGGCCCUGGGGAGCGGCCGGGAGCACGUGAUGGACGCCAUCUCCCAGUGCGAGCAGGAGGUGAAGAGGAGGGGCGGCCAGGAGCAGCACGCUCCCUGGCGUCUCAUCUUCCGAAAGGAGGUCUUCACCCCCUGGCACGACUGCAAGGAGGACAAGAUCAGCACUGACCUCAUCUACAGGCAGAUCAUCCACGGUCUGAAGUUUGGAGAGUACCAGACCGAAAAGGAGGACGACAUCAUCGAGCUCGCUGCUAAGCACCUGUACAUCCAGCACGGCUCAGACAGCCGCCCAGAGAACGUGAAGGAGACGGUGAAGGACUGCAUCAAGAACUCUCUGCUGGAGGCCAAGUCAGAACCCAAACUGGUUCAGAUGAUCCACACCGCUCACGCUCAGAGCACCUUCCUGAGUUCUGGACAAAAAGCGGACCUGGUGAAGGCGGAGGUGGUUGACUACUCCAAAGAGAAGUGGCCCAUGUUCUUCUCCAGGUUCUUUGAGGUCACCAAGCAGUCGGGUCCCCCGUUGCCAAAGAGUAAAUUCAUUGUGGCCAUAAACUGGACCGGCAUCACGUUCCUGGAUGAGAGGGAGAAGAGGCUGCUGGAACUGUCCUUCCCAGAAGUGACAGGAGUCAACACCGUCAGGGAGGGUAAAACCUCGGGCCACGCCGUGUGUCUGCUGACGCUGAAAGGAGACUUCACCCUGAGCGGAUCUUUUGCUGAAGACAUGUCCGAGCUGAUCACCAUGUUCCUCAGCGGACUGACUGAGCGCUCCAAGUACGCCGUGGCGCUGAGAGAAGUCAGCAGCCAAGAUGAUCCCACCAUCCUGAGCUUUAAAAGAGGAGAGCUGCUGAUUCUCAUCAAGGAUGAGGAAUUUUCCAAGCAGCGCGGCUGGAUCAAGGGUCAAAGCAGCAGCACCAAAAAGACCGGCGCGGUCUCCAUGGAGUCCAUCUUUAUCCUGCCCACGCUCAGCAAACCCAGCAACGAAGUCUUGAACCUCCUCAACCUGUCGCCAAACCAGAGGAAGAACCUGGUGGAGGCGAACCGGAAAGACAUGGGCACCGUGGAGAGAGUAGCUCCCGCCUCGCUGAAGGACUUCUCCCUGCAGUACUUCAGGCAGCCCACCAAAGAUUUGAACCGCCAGGUGAUUUCCAGGAACGCAGCGCCGGAGAAGCUGUGGGCUCACUCCAGAGAGCCUAUCAGACAGCCUCUCCUCAAGAACCUGCUGGGCAACCCGGAGCUCAGCCACAAAGCCUGCCUGGCCUUCACUGCCAUCCUGAAGUACAUGGGAGAUUACCCCACCAGGCAGAUGCAGAGCCCCCUGGAGCUCACUGACCAGAUCUUCAGCCCCCCCACUAAACACGAGGCACUGAGGGACGAGAUCUACUGCCAGAUCAUGAAGCAGAUGACCAGCAACAACAACAGGUUCAGCAUAGAGCAGGGCUGGCAGCUGCUGUGGCUGUGCUGCGGCCUGUUCCCGCCCAGCCAGGCCCUCCUGAGACACGCCCAGAAGUUUGUGGAGUCCCGGCGCAGAGAGCAGCUGGCCUCCGACUGUCUGCAGCGGCUGCAGAGCUCGCUCAGGAUUGAACCCAGGAAGCUCCCGCCGCACCAGGUGGAGGUGGACGCCAUCCAGCAGAACAGCACCCAGAUCUUCCACAAAAUCUACUUCCCCAACGACACAGACGAGAUAUUUGAGGUGGCGACCAGCACCAGGAUCCGGGAUCUCAUCCAGAACAUUUCCAAGAAGCUCAAGCUGGCUUCAGCCGACGGCUUUAGCAUCUUUGUGAAAACGCACGACAAGGUUCUCAGCUUGAACGACACAGACUACUUCUUUGACAGUCUGAGACAAAUCACCGACUGGUCGAAACAAGCCAAGAGGAUUAAAGACGGUGGACCGGUCAACAUUUCCUACCACGUGUUCUUCAUGAGGAAGUUGUGGUUCAAUGUAAUCCCCGGCAGAGACACCGAGGCUGACCUUAUCUUCCAUUUCCCUCAGGAGUUGCCAAAGUACCUGAGAGGCUAUCACGUUUGUACCAAGGAGGAAAUGGUCAACAUUGCCGCUCUGCUCUUCAGGGUAAAGGUCAACGGUGACAAAAACCAGAUCCCCACGAUUCCCAAGGUGUUGAAGGAGCUGGUUCCCGCCGACCAGCUGAAGGCCAUGUCUGAAAACGAGUGGAAAAAGAACAUCGUCGCCUUCUUUAACAAGCACGGCGGCAUGGCCGUCGAGGAAGCGAAGGUUGCCUUCCUGAAGGCGGUGUGUCGCUGGCCGACCUUCGGCUGCGCGUUCUUUGAAGUGAAGCAAACGUCAGAGCAAGAUUUUCCAGACAUUGUGCGAAUCGCCAUCAGCAAAACUGGACUCACAAUCCUGCACCCGAAAACUAAGGAGGUCCUGGCAAAUCACCCGUACAACAAAAUAGCUAAUUGGUGCAGCGGAAGCACCUACUUUCACAUGACCGUCGGCAGCUUAGUGAAGGGCAACAAAUUCCUCUGUGAAACGUCGCUGGGCUACAAGAUGGAUGACCUGAUAACCUCCUACGUCAGCAUGUACCUCAGAGAGAGAACCAGAGGCCAGCGCUACAACAUGUAAACCUGUGAAGUCAGGAUCCUUUCUAGAAGAUUUCAGUGUCGUUUGCUGGAAAAAGUCCCAGAUUUGUUGCGUAAAAAUAAAAAUGUUUCUCAGUUUUGAUUUGAAGCAAGGUUCUGUUUUGCGUCACUAACCCAAAGACGAGGAGCACAGGUUCCUUUGCGUGUUUACUAGAACUAAGCGUGUUUUGAUCAGGAUUCUUUUUGUUUUUCUGUCCUUGAAUUAUUUAGGAUUAGACAUCGAGACUCAGUCCGAUACGUGAUUAAAAUCUGUAAUAUGUCGACUGUAUGCAGUAAAAUAUUGCACUGAA